AUGCCCCCACGGGAUGAGCUCCGGUUGCGCCUCUACGCGGACUUUAUGUCUCAACCUUCCAGGGCUGUCAUAAUAUUUAGCAGAUGUAAUAAGCUGCCGGUGGAGGUGCAGCCGGUGCUGAUCCACAAGGGUGAGACUCGCUCCCCCGCUUACCUGGAACGGAACCCUCUGGGCAAGGUACCCCUGCUGGAAGACCCCGGAGCCGCUUGCAGCGCCACGGAGACGUCGGCCGGGGACGGAUGCUUCCGGUUACCGGAGAGCGCUGCCAUAAUGUCCUACCUAUCGUUUAAGUUCCCGGAGCUGGUUCCGGAGCAUUGGUAUCCGCGGUCAGAUCCGGUGCGAAGGGCAUUGGUCGACUCGGCACUGCACUGGUAUCAAGGCAACAUCCGCGCGGGCGCCAUGCGGUUGUCCUUUCAUAAGGUAAUCGCCAGGAGGCUGGGGCAGCAGGGCGACGAGCGGGUCGCGGCAGACGGCCUUAAGACGCUGCAGGUGGCGCUAUCUGGCCUGCAGAGCUAUUGGCUGUCUGGGGGCGCCCGCCCCUUCAUGACGGGGACCCAGCCCAGCGCCGCGGACCUCCUUUGUGCCUGUGAGUUGGAGCAGCUAAUCAUGCUCAGAACUCCAGAUCAUGGGACCUGCCUGGGCGAGAUCAUGGCUCCGUACCCUGUCGUACAGGCCUGGCGCCAAAGGGUCCGUGAUGCCUGCGAGCCGCACUACAGCGAUGUGCAUACCGUACUCUUGAAAGCAGCGGGUGUUGUCCUGCAGCCCGCCAAACUGUAA
Volvox carteri f. nagariensis is the source of this 777-nucleotide messenger RNA. RefSeq lists its product as uncharacterized. Gene Ontology annotation, cellular component: cytoplasm. Gene Ontology annotation, molecular function: glutathione transferase activity. Gene Ontology annotation, biological process: glutathione metabolic process. NCBI's taxonomy places the organism in Eukaryota, Viridiplantae, Chlorophyta, Chlorophyceae, Chlamydomonadales, Volvocaceae. The record is from RefSeq and is a predicted model, not a curated record. The coding region runs from base 1 to 777 and encodes 258 amino acids. The transcript has 4 exons.